UAUACCCGACGCCGUUGAGCAAUCUUCCAAAAAUAAAGCAUACCAGUUUCGAGUUCCAGCUGAAAGUGCGCGCAGAGAAAUCGGCGUCUCUCGUUUCAGUUUUUCGCACGCUCCAAGGCGCACCUUCCGUCGCAGCGUUUAAGAUGUCAGACGAAGCCAAAGCAGCCGCUGCUGCUCCAGCAGCCGCUGCUGCUCCAGCAGCAGCAGCAGCAGCACCAGCACCAGCAGCCGCCGCUCCAAAACCUGAGGCAAAACCUGCUGAAGCUAAACCUGAGGCCAAAGUUGAAGCCAAGUCUGAAGCCAAACCGGAGGCCAACGGAGCAGCCAACGGUGCCGAAACUCCGAAAUCGGCCGGCGGAAGCAAGUUCAAGGAAAAUUUCCGUGCCUUCUCGAAAUUCGGCGACACGAAGAGCGAUGGAAAGUUGAUCACCCUAUCGCAAAGUGACAAGUGGAUGAAGCAGGCUGGUGUCAUUGACAAGGCAAAAAUCACAACGACCGACACUGGAAUCCACUUCAAAAAAUUCAAGUCUCUAAAAAUCAACCUCUCUGAUUAUGAGAAGUUCAUCGCCGAGUUGGCCAAAGCGCGAAAAAUGGAACCCGAUGAAAUAAAAAAUAAAAUGGCAGAAUGUGGUGCACCUGGGUUAACUGGAGCAACAGCUGGUGCCAAGGUUCCGAGUGCCGUCGACCGAUUGACGGACGUUUCCCGCUACACGGGAUCUCACAAGCAGCGAUUUGACGAGACGGGCAAAGGUCGCGGCAUCGCCGGUCGAAAGGACCUUAAAGAUGGCUCGGGAUACGUCCAGGGCUACCAGAACAAAGAUUCGUACAGCAAAACUCACUGAAGAGAGGCAGCUAUAUUAUUAUUACUCCGGACCACUCCUGCUUUUUAUCCCAUUUUUAGGAGUAGAGAAUUUUAUUCUUUUUAAAAAAUGCAUCAAAUGUAUUUUGGAGUUUUGUUUUCAAUGGAAACUCGCGUGAACGUUGGAUUAUUUUUUUGGUUCCGCUUCAGAGAAGGGAAAGAUUUUUAAGAAAUUCACGAAGCCUAAAGAAAUAAAAAAUUAUUCGGCUGGGAUAGGUAAAAAAGAAAAAUAAUAAUCACAAGACCGAGCGAACAUUUUUGCUGUCGGAGCACAAGAUAUAAUUCAAAAAAUAUUGCAAGAGAUAGCCGGUAAUUUUUUACUCGCAAUCACUAAUCGUAACCAGCCAGAUUAUAAUAAUAAUAAUCAAUGUAAUGGUAGCUUUUAGGCAGAUUUGUAUUUACACAAGCAACUAUAUUUAAACGUAUCCCUACUUAAGUACCUUUCCAAUCUGAGAUAGCCACGAAUGAUUUCUUGCGAAAGAAAUUCAAUUCAACUUCCGAAGAGACAGGAAAGUUUGCUGCACCGAGAAUAGAAUGAAUAAAAUCAAGAAAGGCGGUCGAAGUUACCUGAAAAGUUGUGCUUAGGCAACCCGCGGGACGUGCAAGUCGCGCCGGUCGCCUGCGAUGAAGCUCCUCUAUCUCUCUUUCUCUCUCCUUUCCGCUUGUUUGCAGACGAGAAACUGAAACGAGAAAACUCUUGAAAUCAACACACUCGCAAUCAAUAAUUGUGCGACUAAUUUACAUAUUAUACACACGAAAGAAUAGAAAAUUUAUCUCCUUCCGAAAUCACAGUACAAAAUAUCUACUGCAUUUUGUCACACCAGUGUAGACUUCAACACGUCUAAAAAUUUAACUGUAAUUUUCUGAAGUUCGUUUACACAAUGUCUAAAACGAGAAAAAAUGUCACAAGUUAGUCGCACAAGAGUUCCAACUGGAUGCAUUUUAAGGGGAGUUUUAUUCGGGAAUAACUCCCAAACACUGAUGAUAAGAAUCCUUUAGGUGAAAAAAGAACAGAAGUUUUAAAUGUAAAAAUAAAUUAUUGUGGAAUAUUCGUGUUUCCGAUAUGUGAAUAAAAGACACUGAAACAUGAAUAAAUUGGUUUAUUCAUUC
Neocloeon triangulifer is the source of this 1969-nucleotide messenger RNA. It is a transcript of the gene ringer, whose product is annotated as tubulin polymerization-promoting protein homolog. Gene Ontology annotation, molecular function: tubulin binding. The record is from RefSeq and is a predicted model, not a curated record. Gene Ontology annotation, cellular component: microtubule. Gene Ontology annotation, biological process: microtubule bundle formation; microtubule polymerization; positive regulation of protein polymerization. Lineage: Eukaryota; Metazoa; Arthropoda; Insecta; Ephemeroptera; Baetidae. Bases 144 to 842 code for a protein of 232 amino acids. The transcript has 5 exons.